AGGAGGACGGCGACGCCGAGGAGACCCAGGAUUCCGAGGAGGACGAGGAAGAUGAGAUGGAGGAGGACGACGAUGACUCCGAUUAUCCGGAGGAGAUGGAAGACGACGACGACGACGCCAGUUAUUGCACGGAAAGCAGCUUCAGGAGCCAUAGCACCUAUAGCAGCACUCCAGGUAGGCGAAAACCAAGAGUACAUCGGCCUCGUUCUCCAAUAUUGGAAGAAAAAGACAUCCCGCCCCUUGAAUUUCCCAAGUCCUCUGAGGAUUUAAUGGUGCCUAACGAGCAUAUAAUGAAUGUCAUUGCCAUUUAUGAGGUACUGCGGAACUUUGGCACUGUUUUAAGGUUGUCUCCCUUUCGCUUUGAGGACUUCUGUGCAGCUCUGGUGAGUCAGGAGCAGUGUACACUGAUGGCAGAGAUGCACGUCGUGCUUCUGAAAGCAGUUUUGCGUGAAGAAGACACUUCCAAUACUACCUUCGGACCUGCUGAUCUGAAAGACAGCGUGAACUCCACGCUGUACUUCAUCGAUGGGAUGACGUGGCCAGAGGUGCUGCGUGUGUACUGUGAGAGUGACAAGGAGUACCACCACGUCCUUCCUUACCAGGAAGCCGAGGACUAUCCGUAUGGACCAGUGGAAAACAAAAUCAAAGUUCUGCAGUUCUUAGUCGAUCAGUUUCUCACCACGAAUAUUGCUCGUGAGGAGCUGAUGUCUGAAGGGGUGAUCCAGUAUGACGACCACUGUCGGGUCUGUCACAAACUCGGGGACUUGCUCUGCUGUGAGACCUGUUCGGCGGUGUACCACCUGGAGUGUGUGAAGCCGCCUCUGGAGGAGGUGCCAGAGGACGAGUGGCAGUGUGAGGUCUGCGUGGCACAUAAGGUGCCUGGUGUGACUGACUGUGUUGCUGAAAUCCAAAAAAACAAACCAUAUAUUCGACAUGAACCUAUUGGGUAUGACAGAAGUCGGAGGAAAUACUGGUUCUUAAACCGAAGACUCAUAAUAGAAGAAGAUACAGAAAAUGAAAAUGAAAAGAAAAUUUGGUACUACAGCACAAAGGUCCAGCUUGCAGAAUUAAUAGACUGUCUAGACAAAGAAUACUGGGAAGCAGAACUCUGCAAAAUUCUAGAAGAAAUGCGUGAAGAAAUUCACCGGCACAUGGACAUAACUGAAGACCUGACCAAUAAGGCUCGGGGCAGUAACAAAUCCUUUCUGGCGGCAGCUAAUGAAGAAAUUUUGGAAUCCAUAAGAGCAAAAAAGGGAGACAUUGAUAUUGUUAGAAGCCCAGAAGAAAUAGAAAAGGACAAGAAUGAGACUGAGAAUAACUCCAAAGACACUGAGAAAAGCAGAGAGGAGUUUGAAGACCAGUCCCUUGAAAAAGACAAUGAUGACAAAACAGCAGAUGACGAUCCUGAGCAAGGAAAAUCUGAGGAGCCAACAGAAGUUGGGGAUAAAGGUAACUCUGUGUCAGCAAAUCUUGGCGACAACACAACAAAUGCUUCUUCAGAAGAGACUAGUCCCUCUGAAGGGAGGAGUCCUGUGGGGUGUCUCUCAGAAACCCAUGAUAGCAGCAACAUGGCAGAGAAGAAGGUGGCAUCUGAGCUCCCCCAGGAUGUGCCAGAAGAACCUAACAAGACAUGUGACAGCAGUAACACUAGUGCUACCACUACCUCCAUCCAGCCUAAUCUGGAAAACAGUAACAGCAGCAGUGAACUAAAUUCUUCCCAGAGUGAAUCUGCUAAGGCAGCUGAUGAUCCUGAAAAUGGAGAAAGAGAGUCUCAUACACCUGUCUCUAUUCAAGAAGAGAUAGGUGAUUUCAAAUCAGAGAAGUCUAAUGGGGAAAUAAGUGAGUCUCCUGGAGGUGGAAGAGGAGCAUCUGGUUCAACUCGAAUCAUCACCCGGUUACGGAAUCCAGACAGCAAACUUAGUCAGCUGAAGAGCCAACAGGUGGCAGCCGCAGCCCAUGAAGCAAAUAAAUUAUUUAAGGAGGGCAAAGAGGUACUGGUAGUUAACUCUCAAGGAGAAAUUUCACGGUUGAGCACCAAAAAGGAAGUGGUCAUGAAGGGAAAUAUCAACAAUUAUUUUAAGUUGGGUCAAGAAGGGAAAUACCGCGUCUACCACAAUCAGUACUCCACCAAUUCAUUUGCUUUGAAUAAGCACCAGCACAGAGAAGACCAUGAUAAGAGAAGACAUCUUGCACAUAAAUUCUGUCUGACUCCAGCUGGGGAGUUCAAAUGGAAUGGUUCUGUCCAUGGGUCCAAAGUUCUUACCAUAUCUACUCUGAGACUGACUAUCACCCAACUGGAAAACAAUAUCCCUUCAUCCUUUCUUCAUCCCAAUUGGGCUUCACACAGGUAAACGAAGCUAAAGGUUAUUUAUUGCUGUGACAAACCCAGAGAAUUUGCAUUGGCAUUAGCUAUUUUGGAGUGUGCAGUUAAGCCAGUUGUGAUGCUACCAAUAUGGCGGGAAUCUUUAGGACAUACCAGGUUACACAGGAUGACAUCAAUUGAAAGAGAGGAAAAGGAAAAAGUAAAAAAAAAAGAGAAAAAACAAGAAGAGGAAGAAACCAUGCAACAAGCUACAUGGGUAAAAUAUACGUUUCCAGUUAAACAUCAGGUUUGGAAACAAAAAGGAGAGGAAUACAGAGUAACAGGAUAUGGUGGUUGGAGUUGGAUUAGUAAAACUCACGUUUAUAGAUUUGUUCCUAAAUUACCAGGCAAUACUAAUGUGAAUUACAGAAGGCCGUUAGAAGGAACUAAAAAUAAUAUGGAUGAAAAUAUGGAUGAAUCAGAUAGACGAAAAAGUCCACGAAGUCCAAAAAAAAUAAAAACAGAGCCUGAUUCUGAGAAAGGCGAGGUAAAAGAUUCAGAUGCUGCGAAAGGAGCAGACCAAAGUGAAAUGGACAUUUCAAAGAUUACUGAGAAAAAGGACCAAGAUGUGAAAGAAGUUUUAGAUUCUGACCAUGAUAAAUCCUUUAAGGAAGAACCGAUGGAAAUCGAUGAUGAUGUGAAAACAGAGUCACAUAUAAAUUGUCAGGAAAGUUCUCAAGUAGAUGUGGUCAAUGUCAGUGAGGGUUUUCAUCUAAGGACUAGUUAUAAAAAGAAAAUCAAAUCAUCCAAACUAGAUGGACUUCUUGAAAGAAGAAUUAAGCAGUUUACACUGGAAGAAAAACAACGCCAUGAAAAAAUGAAAUUGGAGGGUGGAAUUAAGGGUAUAGGAAAGACUUGCACAAGUUCUUUGAAAAGUCUCUCUGAGUCACCAGUAACAACAAAAGUAAAAGAAGAGUGUCAAAGUGACUUGCUGAGACAAGAAGAAAGCUCUAAUGCAAGUAACGAUAAAUCUGAAGACUUGAUCCGAGGAUGUUCACAGAGUGAUUCCUCAGUUCUUGGAAUCAGUGAUCCUGCUUAUACAACAAAUAAACCUUAUUCAAAAGAUCAAAUGUUAGAUGAUGUCUCCAUUCAGAGCCCAGAGACAAACUGUCAGAAACAAAAUUCUGUUCGAAAUGACAUAGAAGAGAGUCUCUCUGAACCUGCCAGUAAAGGCCAGGAGCCCAGUAAGGUAAAAGCAAAAGGAAGUGAUUUUCUCAUUGAUGACUCUAAACUGGUCAGUGCAGAUGAAAUUGGUACUUUGAUCUAUAAAAACAAAAAACCACUCAUACAGGAGGAUAACGACACCAUUGUCUCUCCUUCCCAGAGCCCUUUAUUUCCAUCAGUACCUAAAAGUACGGAUGAUAGAGAGAUCCCAUCUCUGUCCAAAGCAAUAGACUUUGAAGGAAAACUGGGAUGUGACUCUGAAUAUAAUAGCACUUUGGAAAAUAGUUCUGAUACUAUGUCUAUUCAAGACAGCAGUGAAGAAGAUAUGAUUGUUCAGAGUAGCAAUGAAAGUAUUUCUGAACAGUUAAUAACUCAAGAACCAGGUAUUGAAGGCUUAGAACCAUUGAAGCGUGAGUUUGUUUCAGAUAAGUCCACUGGAAACUGUGACAGCAGGCUGCAGGGCAAGGUAAAUGAAGCAAAUGGUAAAAAACCAAGUCAAGAUCAGAAAUUAGAGGAGAGACCAGUGAAUAAAUGUGUCGAUCAAAUAAAUCUGAAAAGUGUUGCUGACAAAAAGAAUAAUGAAAACCGGGAGUCUGAAAAGAAAGGCCAGAAAGCAAGUACCUUUCAAAUAAAUGGAAAAGAUAAUAAGCCUAAAGUAUAUUUGAAAGGUGAAUGCUUGAAAGAAAUCUCUGAGAGUAAAGUAGGAAGUGGUGACGUUGAACCAAAAGUUAAUAAUAUAAAUAAAAUAAUUCCCGAAAAGGAUAUUAAGUCUUUGACUGUGAAAGAAUCUUCUGUAAAGCCAUUCAUGAAUGGUGAUGUCAUCAUGGAAGAUUUUAAUGAAAAAAACAACUUGGAAACAAAAUCACGUUCACUGAGAUCUUCAGAUGCUGACGGCAACUACACGGACCUAGAGACGCUGCCAUCAGCCAAAGAGUGUGAAAGUGCACAAGCUGCCAUGCCUCUGCCGUCUUGUCCAGAAAGCAGCUCAGUCAGUCAGGUAGAAGAUAUGGAAAUUGAAACGUCUGAAGUUAAGAAAGUUACUCCAUCACCUAUUAUUACUUCUGGAGAGGAAUCUAACCUCAGUACUGACUUUAUUGAUGAAAAUGGCCUGCCCACCAAAGAUGAAAAUGUCAAUGGAGAGUCUAAAAGAAAAACAGUCAUCACAGAAGUCACCACCAUGACAUCCACAGUGGCCACAGAAUCAAAGACCGUAAUUAAGGUAGCAAAAGGCGAUAAGCAGACUGUGGUCUCUUCCACAGAAAAUUCUGCCACGUCCACUGUCACAACCACCACUACCACGGUAACGAAGCUCUCCACACCCUGCACAGGCAGCAGUGUGGACAUCAUCUCUGUGAAGGAGCAGAGCAAAACUGUGGUCACCACAACAGUGACAGACUCGCUGACCACUGCAGGAGGCACUCUGGUAACAUCGAUGACUGUGAGCAAAGAAUAUUCUACAAGAGACAAAGUGAAACUCAUGAAAUUUUCAAGACCCAAGAAGACUCGCUCGGGUACAGCUCUGCCGUCAUACAGAAAGUUUAUCACCAAGAGCAGCAAGAAGAGCAUUUUUGUCUUGCCUAAUGAUGACUUAAAAAAGUUGGCCAGGAAAGGAGGAAUCCGAGAAGUCCCUUAUUUUAAUUACAAUGCAAAGCCUGCCUUGGAUAUAUGGCCUUAUCCUUCUCCUAGACCAACCUUUGGUAUCACUUGGAGGUAUAGGCUGCAGACUGUGAAGUCCUUAGCUGGAGUGAGCCUGAUGUUGCGGUUACUGUGGGCAAGUCUGAGAUGGGAUGACAUGGCGGCCAAGGCUCCUCCGGGAGGAGGGACCACACGGACAGGUGAGGGGUUGUUAGUUUCUAAUUUAAUUUUCCCCCCCAAAGAAACACCUACCCCUCAGAGGAAAGGCCUUCGAUCAAGUGCGUUGCGACCAAAGAGACCAGAAACGCCCAAGCAAACUGGCCCUGUUAUUAUCGAAACCUGGGUCGCAGAGGAAGAAUUGGAAUUAUGGGAGAUCAGGGCGUUUGCUGAGAGGGUGGAGAAAGAAAAGGCACAAGCAGUUGAGCAACAGGCUAAGAAACGAUUGGAACAACAGAAGCCUACAGUCAUUGCAGCUUCCACUACUUCCCCAACAAGCAGUACAACUAGUACCAUCUCUCCAGCACAGAAAGUUAUGGUAGCCCCCAUAAGUGGCUCAGUUACAACUGGAACUAAAAUGGUACUAACUACUAAAGUUGGAUCUCCAGCUACAGUAACAUUCCAGCAGAACAAGAACUUCCAUCAGACCUUUGCUACCUGGGUUAAGCAAGGCCAGUCAAAUUCAGGCGUUGUUCAAGUGCAGCAGAAAGUCCUGGGUAUCAUUCCAUCGAGUACAGGUACAAGUCAGCAAACUUUUACUUCAUUCCAGCCCAGGACGGCGACGGUCACAAUUAGGCCCAACACCCCGGGCUCUGGAGGAACAGCAGGCACUUCACAAGUAAUCACAGGGCCUCAGAUCCGCCCUGGUAUGACGGUGAUUAGGACGCCACUCCAGCAGUCAACACUAGGAAAGGCAAUUAUUCGAACACCUGUGAUGGUACAGCCAGGUGCUCCUCAGCAGGUGGUGACGCAGAUCAUCAGAGGGCAGCCGGUUUCCACUGCGAUCUCUGCCCCCAGCACAGUCCCCUCGGCACCUGCGCAGAAGGGGCUACCUUCAGGAGCACCCAGUGCAAAUCUGCAGUCUUCAGCCUCCCAGUCCCCUCGCCCCCAGCAAGGACAGGUGAAGCUGACCAUGGCUCAACUCACUCAGCUAACGCAGGGCCACGGUGGCAAUCAAGGUUUGACGGUAGUAAUUCAAGGACAAGGUCAAACUACUGGGCAGUUGCAGUUGAUACCUCAAGGGGUGACGGUCCUGCCCGGCCCAGGGCAGCAGCUGAUGCAGGCUGCGAUGCCAAAUGGUACCGUGCAGCGAUUCCUCUUUACCCCGUUGGCAACAACAGCCACAGCCGCCAGCACCACCACCACCACUGUUUCCACUACAGCAGCAGGUACAGGUGAACAAAAACAGAGUAAAUUAUCACCCCCGACACAGGUGCCACAAGCCAAAACCCUGCCACCAGCUCAGUCGUCGAGUGUGAGUCCUCCAGAAGCCCAGCCUCAGACUGCUCAGAGCGCUCAGCCUUCAGCUCAGCCCCCGCCCCAAGCCCAGCCCCCUUCCCCAGCUCAGCCUGAAGUUCAGACUCAGCCUGAAGCUCAGACCCCAACAACUGUUGCAUCCCAUGUCCCUCCUGAAGCACAGCCCACCCAAGCACAGCCAUCCAAACCCCAAGUUGCAGUGCAGUGUCAGCCUCAGAGUAAUGUCCAAGGACAGUCUCCUGCUCGCGUCCAAAGUCCACCACAGACUCGAAUACGUCCAUCAACUCCAUCCCAAGUGUCUCCCGGACAGCAGUCCCAGGUUCAGACCGCAGCCUCACAACCGAUUCCAAUUCAGCCACAUACAUCUCUUCCGAUACCUUCCCAGGGCCAGCCACAGUCACAGCCCCAGGUGGUGAUGAAGCAUAAUGCUGUAAUAGAACAUUUAAAACAGAAAAAGACCAUGACUCCAGCUGAAAGAGAAGAGAAUCAGAGAAUGAUUGUGUGUAACCAGGUGAUGAAGUAUAUUUUGGAUAAGAUAGACAAAGAAGAAAAGCAGGCCGCAAAAAAACGGAAGCGAGAAGAGAGCGUGGAGCAGAAACGCAGCAAACAGAAUGCUAGCAAGCUCUCUGCUUUGCUUUUCAAACACAAAGAGCAGCUUAAAGCCGAAAUACUAAAAAAGAGAGCGUUGCUGGACAAAGACCUACAAAUUGAAGUACAGGAAGAGCUCAGGAGGGACCUGAAGAUUAAGAAGGAGAAAGACGUGGUGCAGGCUGCAGCAGCAGCUGCCACCCCGCCCACAGCGCCUGCUGCACCUCCAGCCCCUCCGCCUUCGCCCCCGCCUCCGCCUCCCCCGCAGCACUUGGGCCCCCUGGCCACGGCCACGGCCACACUGCCUGUGGCCUCCCAGAAAAGGAAGCGAGAAGAGGACAGAGACUCAAGCUCCAAGUCCAAGAAGAAGAAAAUGAUCUCUACUACCUCAAAGGAAACCAAGAAGGACACAAAGCUUUACUGUAUCUGUAAAACGCCUUACGAUGAAUCUAAAUUUUAUAUUGGCUGUGAUCGGUGUCAGAACUGGUACCACGGGCGCUGCGUUGGCAUCUUGCAAAGUGAGGCAGAGCUCAUUGACGAGUAUGUCUGUCCACAGUGCCAGUCCACAGAGGAUGCCAUGACAGUGCUCACGCCGCUCACGGAGAAAGAUUAUGAGGGUUUGAAGAGGGUGCUGCGUUCUCUGCAGGCCCAUAAAAUGGCCUGGCCUUUCCUUGAACCAGUGGAUCCUAAUGAUGCACCAGAUUAUUACGGUGUGAUUAAGGAGCCUAUGGACCUUGCCACCAUGGAAGAAAGAGUACAAAGAAGAUAUUAUGAAAAGCUGACGGAAUUUGUAGCAGAUAUGACCAAAAUUUUUGAUAAUUGUCGUUACUACAAUCCAAGUGACUCCCCUUUUUACCAGUGUGCAGAAGUUCUUGAAUCAUUCUUUGUGCAGAAAUUGAAAGGAUUCAAGGCUAGCAGGUCUCAUAACAACAAACUGCAGUCUACAGCUUCUUAAAGUUCACCGUGUUAACCUAACAUAAAACACAGCAAGAAUCUGGUUGUCUGAACUAUUUUAAAUUAAGGAGCCAGAUGUUUUUAGUCAGGUUAUCCUGACAAGACUUGACCUAAACUUCGUUUUUAUUGGUCAUAACAGUCCAAUUAUAUUCUUGGCCAAUUUUGUCCAACGGACAAAGGAAAAGCAAAGUCAACGACACCAUUAUCUUGUCAAGAUCAAAUGGUUUUACUCUUGUGGCAGAAGCGGGAAAACUUUGUUUAUUGAAAAAAAAAGAAAAAAGAAAGCAAGAAAAAAAGAUAAUAUGGGGUCAAGUGUAACUCCAUGGAAAUGCCACGUCUGCUCUUCAGUGAAGAAGCUGGUUUAGAGUCUCACAGAAAACUUUUGACUGUAUUUAUUUAUUGUUGCAAAAAAGACGCUUUUUUAUUGCUGCCCUCAUUUGUCAGCUAAUUAUUUUUUCUUAUAAAAUCCAGCCCCGGUUACAUGUAAUCCAUUCUGUAUCUUAUCAUGAUUCCUGUAGGUAAAAGUACAAGACGACCUCUAGAUGUCUUUUCUUUCUAUGAAAGGAGCUGCUAUGUACACAUGUGCACAAACACACAACUGGGAAUCAACGAGUUUAUUGUUCAUGGUAGAUAAAAAUUACGCUUGCAUAAAGGUUGGGCAAAGUGGUCCUGGACUACAGACUCUGUUGCCUUGAAUAGAACAGUCCAAUUUGUCAUUUCCUCUGCACCAGGCUAAAAUGAGUAAAAUCUAUUUGAAGGUAUCUUGUUUGUAAACAUUUGUCAGAUUCUAAUUUUUUUCUUUUUGUAUUAAAAUUCAACUAUGGAUGUAUAUGAAACAAAAUAAAUGGAGACAAUUUUUCUCCCACAGACGGUGUCUUUGAAUGUGCACUAAUGAUUACCUGUAAGCCUUUGAGGGGAAAGGGAGGGCUGCAAGGUAAAUCAAAGGCAGAAGGAUCUGACUGUACCUGGAUUUCUGCAGGGUAGGAGUGGUCCUUCAUUUUCUAGUUCCCAGCCCACUGUCAUCACGUCGAAGAAAAAUCUUCAGGGGUGCUAAUCCUGUUGCAUCGAUCGGUCGGACUAAUAAAAAAGGAAGUGUGACAAAAUACGCAUUGCCUUCCUCUGUGCAUUAUAUGACACCAGGCAAGUUACCAGCUACAGACCGCUACUUAUAUUUUAUGAAGGAUUUUUUUUUUUAGAUGACUUCAUCCUUUUUGUAUUUUGUUUGUUGGUUGAGUUGUUUUGGGGUUUUUUCCACAUAAGAAAAAGUAGUGUAAGUAGUAGGGGGGGAAAUGGAAACAGCAGAGGAAGGUGUGUUCUGCCUGUUUUUUCUUUCAGUGUCCUAACCUCACACAUUGUAUUUCUACCUUGUAAUAAUAGCGUCUGUAAGAUCUGCCAUAGUUGGUUUACGCAGCUUUGCAAAAAUUUUACUAGAUUUUGCACUAAUUCGUAUUAGCUUUGUCCUACCAAGUUCUGGAAUUUAUCUAAUUACUGUUUUUUAAAAGUUUCCUUCUGUUUAAUACUGCCCUGCUAUGCAAAACCUUGCCCGGAUCUUAGUUUCUUAAAAGAAAGACAUUGCUACCGUUCCUGAUUCUUUCUUACUACAGGCUCAGGUGUACCAGUUAUUCCGGGUUAAUUUUAUCUAAUGAAGCCCAUUCCUUUUUGUACAUAAAAAUGUCACUUAAACCUGUGCUUACAAACAAAAGAGACUAAUUGCUCAAUAUUGAAACCAUGGAAACAAAGUUUUUGCCUAAAAUAUUAACAUUGGAAGUAGUCAAAUGUAGGUUAUUUUGUCCUUUUACUUUUUAAAAAAUGUUACAUGUUGUAUGCACUGUGCUGAUGCAAGAAUCCUACAUUUUAAUGAAUUAUAAAAUUAUUCUGCAUCUCAUCAAGUCACAGUAUUUCUGUACUAUUUAUUCAUAUAUAUACAGAUACAGAUAUAUAUAUGGGCUUAACCAUUUACAACUUGUUGCGGCAAGAACUUUCCUACCUGUAGGCAAUAGAUUGCUAUGUUUUUAACAGAUUGUGGCAAAUUCUAAACAGCAAUUCUUUUUGUACGUAAUAGGACAUUUCAUCCUAGAAAAAUAAAGUAAUGUUUUUGACAUUG
This is a messenger RNA of Vicugna pacos (alpaca), 10280 nucleotides long. The record is from RefSeq and is a predicted model, not a curated record. Lineage: Eukaryota; Metazoa; Chordata; Mammalia; Artiodactyla; Camelidae.